Messenger RNA from Melitaea cinxia (Glanville fritillary), 3463 nucleotides. It is a transcript of the gene AdamTS-B, whose product is annotated as A disintegrin and metalloproteinase with thrombospondin motifs 7. Gene Ontology annotation, molecular function: metalloendopeptidase activity. Bases 1 to 3375 code for a protein of 1124 amino acids. Lineage: Eukaryota; Metazoa; Arthropoda; Insecta; Lepidoptera; Nymphalidae. Gene Ontology annotation, biological process: extracellular matrix organization; proteolysis. The transcript has 19 exons. Gene Ontology annotation, cellular component: extracellular matrix. The record is from RefSeq and is a predicted model, not a curated record.
AUGCGUGCUGGUGACUGCCGAACACUCAAAAAAAUGGAUGUGCGAUGCUCAAUAUUUAAACUUCUACUAUUUCAAUUAGUGGUCUUACUGUGCAACGCGAAACAUAUACCGAUGAAUAUGCCCAGAGUGGAAAUUAUUGGUGACAUCGAGCAAAGUAUACAGGAGAACCUACGAUCCGGUAUCUACUCGCACCAACACCUGGAUACGUCGCAAGUACAAUUUGUAACACCAGUAAAGGUGACUCGAGACGGCGAGCUGGUCUCGCACGAGCUCGAACACGCGCAUGCGCAUGGACAUGCGCGCGCCCGCCGCGACUUGCACGCAACGGAGCAUGAACUGCCUUAUGCGGUGCAUUACAACCUCACAGUUGACGGACGAGACCUAAGACUAGAUUUAAGGCCGUCCGUGACGUUCAUAACGCCAGCGUUGGUGAUAGAGAGGCAUAGCGCGCGCGGGCGCACGCGAGAACGGCCGCAGGAAUCGGCCACCUCAUGCCACUACACCGGCUCCGUCAGGGGUCAACCUAGGUCCAACAUUGCCAUCUCAGCGUGCGAUGGACUUGCCGGGCUAUUACGAACGGAGCACGGAGAAUACUGGAUUGAACCUUCAAAUGAAGUUCCCGACGAUAGUUCUUUAGGACGUCCUCACGUCAUUUUCAAGAGAUCCGCCGUUGAUAAAGUCCAGGCAUUCCAUAGAAAAAAGAGAGAAAUAGACAGUAAAACUAAAGCAUUUAUACAAACGAAUAAAUAUAACAACGAAAGGUUUAAUUCAGAACGUGGUUUGAAACGAAAUAAUAGAAAAAGUCAAGAGGCUAUGGAUCAUAGAAGAUUAGUAUAUUUAGAAGAAAGACGAAAGAGAUUAGAAGCCAUGAGACGAGACCCUGCCGCAUUUAGAAGAAAUCAAACAAAGUUAAGAAUGGAGAAAAGAAGGUUUCAAUCAUCAUCAGAGUCUAGAUCAUCUAAAAGUGUAUCAAUAGAAAAUAGUAAUUCAUUAGAACAGGCGUUAAGAAACAAAACACAUCAUAAACCUAGAUAUGAACAGAGACUACGACGUAUUCGACCGAGGCGGAGAAGGAAGAGAUCAAAGAACUGUGCUACGAAGCAACCUCCUUAUCAAUGGAAAACGAAGAACUACGAAAGUCAUCAUGAACAUGAGGAUCUAUAUAAAUCUAGAUAUAAUAAGAAACAUAAUCGACCUCAGCAUAAGCCCACGAACAGACAUUAUUACGAAGCAUCACGACGCUCUACGCGAUCAGUUAGUAAGCCUCGACAUGUUGAAGUGUUACUUGUUGCCGACAAGUCUAUGACCGAUUUCCACGAUCAAAGCAACUUGCAAACUUACCUACUGACAAUUAUGAACAUGGUAUCGUCGUUGUACAUGGAUCCUUCCAUUGGGAAUUACAUCAAGGUUGUGGUGGUGAAAAUUAUUACUGUGGAAGAAAUAGACGCGGCCCCCGAACUAGCGGUGUCUACAAACGCAGAUGCAACCCUCGCGUCCUUCUGCCGCUGGCAGCAUCAGUUGAACCCUGACGACGACAACGAUCCUCAUCAUCAUGAUGUUGCGAUCCUUGUAACCAGGGAAGACAUUUGCAGUCAGCACGACACUCCUUGUAGCACGCUGGGCGUGGCGCACGUGGCCGGUAUGUGCAAGCCGGACCGGAGCUGUUCCGUCAACGAGGACAACGGCAUCAUGCUGGCUCACACCAUCACCCACGAACUUGGACACAACUUCGGCUUAUACCACGAUACUGAAAAAAUCGGCUGUCAAAGACGUGAAGGCGCGACGUUGCAUAUCAUGACGCCAAUCUUUGAAGCAGACACAGUCCAAGUCGCAUGGUCACGUUGCAGCAAGCGAGAUGUGACAAACUUUUUAGAUGCUGGCCUAGGCGAAUGUUUAAGUGACAAACCGUCACAAGAAGAACCCUACGUAUAUCCCGAAGUACCAGCUGGAGUAACAUUCGAUGCAGCGUCUCAGUGUCAUCUACAGUUCGGAGCGGAAGCAGUAGUUUGCGCCAAGCCAACGGAACUCUGCGAACAUCUGUGGUGUCUCGUUAACAACACGUGCAAGACCAUGUUGAGGCCCGCUGCGCCCGGAACUACUUGCGGAGAAAAUAUGUGGUGUCAGAAUCAAACAUGUGUAGCUCGGACCCCGUCUCCCGUUCCUCGUGAUGGUGGCUGGGGACCUUGGAGUGAGUGGAGCGAAUGCUCGCGGACUUGUGGCGCAGGAGUUUCCACACAGUCGCGUGAAUGUAACAACCCAGAACCACUCAACAAUGGCAACUACUGCAUCGGUGACCGGAGUCGGUACAAAGUAUGCAACACAGAUCCGUGCCCUAUCAACGAGCCAACAUUUAGAGAGGUUCAGUGCUCUAAGUACAACAACAGGUUAUACACAAAUGAAACAAUUGAAUGGGUGCCCUACACUGAUCACGAUAAACCAUGUGACCUACAUUGCGUACCCCGUGAUGGUAGAGAAAUGGAAGUAAUUGGUGUAUUUGUAGCAGACGGAACUCCUUGCAGAUCUAGCCUGGGUUCAAGGGAUAUGUGUAUAUCUGGUGUAUGUUAUAAAGUCGGCUGUGACUGGGUGGUGAAUUCCGAAGUUGAAGAGGACGAAUGCGGUGUUUGCGGAGGUGAUGGAUCUGCCUGUAAGACUGUUCAAGGAAUCUAUAAUAAAGAUACCACUAGGCAAUCUGGAUUUAGUGAGGUUGCUGUUAUACCAGCUGGUUCCAGAAACGUAAAGAUUCAAGAAAAAGUUAGUCCAGGAAAUUAUAUUUCUAUAGGAAGUGCGAAAUCUAGGAAAAUUUACUUGAAUGGUGCACGAAACACUACGCUGACGGAGUAUUUCGUAGCUGGAGCCCAAGCGAUCUACGAGCGAGAUCGUGAUUGGGAAAAAGUUCGAAUAUCUGGACCUAUUGCUGAAGAUAUCAAAGUUUAUCAACGUAUCUUCCGCGGCAAACACCGGAACCCAGGCGUGACGUAUCAAUACACCGUCGACCAACCGAAACAGAAGCGGUUUAUGUAUCAACUCUCGGAGUGGUCUCCUUGCUCUGUCACCUGCGGAGUCGGACGUAUGCACCGACACCUCAUCUGCCUGGAUGAACACUACCGCCAAGUGGAGCUGUCGCAGUGCUACCACAUCGAGCCGCCGCGCCACGAGGCGCUGAUGCAGCAGUGCCGCCAGCCCGCCUGCGCGCACUGGUGGGCGGGGCCCUGGCGGCCCUGCCGGCCCUGCCGCGUGCCGGGCGAAGAAGCAACCAAAAUUCGCAGCGUACAUUGCGUUAACAAAAUUUCGAAUAACGUCGUAAAAGAUUCCGAAUGUGAUAUAGCGAUGAAACCUAUUAACGCAAUAAAAUGCGUCGACGUGCCAGCUUGCUGAACAAAUGGAUUUACUCGAACGAAUGGAAUACAAACAAAUGAAUUUGAACAAAACAUAAUCUCUCAGGAACGAGUAACUUAACUAUAUG